AAAAUUAAAAUUAAAAAACAAAACCAACUGUCAUCUGUUUUUCUUUUUCUUUCUUCCUUUUUUUUUUUUUCAGUUUGUGCCCAUCUUUCAACAGCUUUGUCUCCGAUUCUGUUACAAUCUUUCUGUUUUUCUUUCUAAAUAAAUGCCAGUUGAAUCUUUUUGAAAAAGGCCAUUGUUUUGACUGACUUUCCUUCUACAUGAAUGUAAUUUAUCGGAUUUUUUAUUGUUCUUCUUCCUUGUUGUAGAUGUUGGGCCGUUUCCAGAAAUGGGUGUGGUGAUUUUGGGAUGAAUUUCAUAAUUCCAAGCGCAGUUUUGGGAUUUUAGGGAGUUGGGCUUUUUCGGGCAUUGGUUUUUGGAAGUGGUUUCUGUUCAGUAUUGGUUUUGGAGUUUUUUGGGCAGAGAUUUCUUGACAUCUGGAGUUGUUUUGACAGGAGGUUUUUGGGAUUUGGAUUCUUCUGGGAAUUGGGUUUUCUUCUUUUAAUAGAAAUGUAACGGAUUUGGGGGUGAAUUUUCAUGAAAUUUUGGGUUGGUUUGAGUGGAUUUUGAUAUUACCUGGGGAAUUCUGGCAUUGGGUUGUGUUCUUCAUAUCCAAAUGUGAGGGAUGUUGGGUGAAAUUCUUAUGAAUUCAAGGUAUUUUCUUCAUAUUUGGGAUUUUGAGUUGUGUUCUUGUAAUGAUGCAUGCAUCAGUGGGUAUUAAGACGGGAUUAGGAACAAAGGGAAAGUGAGAGUGGUAGAUAGGAUUCUGGUUUUUUGUUCACGAGAAAAUGGGGUUUUCCAGUCACAAGAAAGGUGUCGUGCGGAGCUCAGAUUCUCAGCUGUAACAAUCAGUGCGGUGGCUUUAUUGAGUAGAGUCCUAUUUUCCUUUCCGUGUUGGAUGUCUGUUUGAAGGGAGGAAGUAGAAUCUCGGAUCGCGGUCUUCUUCUUUUUCGUCCUUCUGUUUAUGCCCCUUUGUGUUUUUGAGAUGGGUCAUUUUUCGGCGGUUUGGGAUCAGAGAGCUGCGAUCGAGAUCUCCAAGGACUGGAAUGGGAUCGAUCAGGUCACGCUUAGAAUGCCACGAGGAGCUUCUGCUCGGGUUAGCUUGCAUGGUGGUCAGGUCAUUUCAUGGAGGAACGAUCGUGGGGAAGAACUCCUGUUCACUAGCAGUAAGGCUAUAUUUAAGCCACCAAAAGCAAUGCGAGGAGGAAUCCCCAUUUGUUUCCCGCAGUUUGGAAACUGUGGAUCACUGGAGCAACAUGGGUUUGCAAGGAACAAGAUUUGGACCAUUGAUGAUGAUCCUCCACCUCUUCAUCCUGCUGAGUACAUUGGCAAAUCUGCUAUAGACUUGCUACUGAAACCAUCUGAAGAGGAUCUAAAGUGCUGGCCCCACUGUUUUGAGUUCCGUCUUAGAGUGGCUCUUGCGUUGAAUGGAGAUCUCACCAUGAUAUCGCGGAUUAGGAACCUCGACAGCAAGCCAUUUAGUUUCUCUUUUGCUUUCCACACAUAUUUCUCUGUUUCUGACAUCAGUGAAGUGAGGAUAGAAGGGCUGGAGACACUUGAUUAUCUGGACAACCUUUGCCAACGAGAACGCUUCACUGAACAAGGAGAUGCCAUAACAUUUGAGUCUGAGGUGGAUCGCAUUUAUCUUAGUUCUCCAAAUGUAAUUGCAGUCCUUGACCACGAAAAGAAGCAGACGUUUGUUAUAAGAAAAGAGGGGCUUCCCGAUGUUGGGAUAAUGGGCAGUCAAGAUUGAGCAAAGAAGCAAAAUAGGUCCAUCAUCAUCUUGAGCCAUCUAUUUGAUAGAUCCUGCUUUUAUAUUGCUUAUGAUUCCAAAGUAGCACUUUGGUUUGAUGAUUCUAACAGUGUGAUCUAUGGUAUGUAAAAAAUAGACAGAACAAAUUGGAAUCAUUCAUGGGGUUACAAUCAUCCAAUCGGUGUGAUUCUUGGUCAUGACUUGCUCCCUAUGUUACUAUUGAAUGAACAGUCCGGAUUGAUGAUUGGGCACCCCACGUGUCACAUUGGGGACAAUUAGGAAAAUCCACACACAACUAGUUGGCAUGUGGGACCCACCAUGGUGUUUGUAUGGCAUUUUGCCCAUCCAACUAUCAGGUGGGGCACACCAUAGAACUGUGUGUGUUCUCACACACACACAACCCUUAAGUCCAACCGGUUGGACAACAAGUUAUAC
Messenger RNA from Magnolia sinica, 2164 nucleotides. RefSeq names its product putative glucose-6-phosphate 1-epimerase. Gene Ontology annotation, molecular function: isomerase activity; carbohydrate binding. The record is from RefSeq and is a predicted model, not a curated record. Lineage: Eukaryota; Viridiplantae; Streptophyta; Magnoliopsida; Magnoliales; Magnoliaceae. The transcript has 8 exons. Bases 941 to 1729 code for a protein of 262 amino acids. Gene Ontology annotation, biological process: carbohydrate metabolic process.